This is a messenger RNA of Diatraea saccharalis (sugarcane borer), 1497 nucleotides long. NCBI's taxonomy places the organism in Eukaryota, Metazoa, Arthropoda, Insecta, Lepidoptera, Crambidae. The record is from the annotation of a GenBank genome assembly.
AUGCAAUCAAAACUUUUACAUGCUAUGACUGCUGUUGUUAAAUCUUGGUAUAGCAGAAAGGAUUAUGUGACUGCAGAAACUAUUCUACAGUAUCCUGAUUGGUCAACAUGUAAGCCGGCAAUGGUUGUGUUACCAAUAUUCAGUGUUCAAGAUGCUCCACCAGAAAAACUGGUACCACCCAGCACAGUUAAGGUAUUUCGGGAUGUAGAAGAGCGAAGAUUUGAUAGAAAACCGAUCUUCCCAAAUGUUUCAAAGCGUCUAAGCAUUACUAAUCAUCUUUUGCAGUACAACUCGCCUAAGAAAACAAGUUUAUUUUCAAAGGUACCAAUAUUUGAUCUAAGUAAAAGAGGAGAUAAUACCUAUAAGCGGAGCGUUCUACCAAGAAAAGACUUCUCAAGUGUAAAAAAUCUUGUUAAUGACUACAUUAAUAUCAGAAGAAACCGAUUCAAAAGUCAAGGAGGAUUUUUUUCUACACCUAAUUAUCCAACGAAUCAACCCAAUAUAAAAUCCGAACGAAUUUUGAAUUCAGCUGAAGAAAAAGUUAUGAAGACUAAUUAUUAUUUAAGCAAUAAAAUAAAUUCUACUGUAUCUGAACCAAUACUAAUGCCUGAUAGUUUAAGUGGUUUAGAAUAUGAGAAAUCAGAUAUCAAAUUAAUGCAUUUACUAAAUAAAUUGGAACAAGAAGUGAAACAUAUUGAACUCGACGAAGUUAAAAAAGAAAUUUUUGAUGCAAAAAUUAGAAAAAUCUAUGACUCGGUUGUUGGCCCUAAAGAUUUUCUUAAUCGUCGAAUCACAGAUCCAUUUGAAACAGAUAUUGUUGGCCUAGAAAUGAAUGAAAAUUUAAAUACAAACCAAAAUUUAUAUUCUGAAUACGAAAACAAUAAUCACAAGGCAAAAAAAUUACACCAUAAAAUUGACGAAUUUUCACACAAACAAGAUAAUUUUGCCACAAAUUAUGAAAAUUCGAAUUUUGAUAUCACUCGGGAAAAUAGACCAUUGAUGAAAAAUAAAAAUGCGCUAUUGCACAAUAACGAGAACAAUAAAGGAAACAUAUUUGGCUUAAGAAGAUCAGAUCCAGGACAAGAAUAUGAAAUUGUUGCAAAGAAAAAUCUACCCAAAAACAUGUUUAGAGAAAAUGAUAUUUUAAAGCAAAGAAAAACAUAUAAUAGUAAUAUAAAUAAGCUACGAGAUAUAUAUUCAAAUGUCGACAUAAAAAGGCGACAGGAUAUGGUAGAAAAGGGAGCAUUAAAUCAUAAUGACCACGAUGACCUACUUAGUCAUGAGAGAAGAAAAUAUUAUCAAACUAUACUCGAAAAUUUGGAGAGGAAACUCCGUGAAUCACGUAAUAGGCACCACAAAGACCACAAAGACAAUAAGGGGCGUCCUUUGCGUCCUGUCAGACCAACAGUGCGAAAAGAAGCACCAUUACGUCCUCUAAAGUCACAACUGGAUCCUUUCUAUAUGGCUGAUCGAGCACGAUUCCUUCAUGGAUUUUAA